Messenger RNA from Penicillium cataractarum, 3861 nucleotides. RefSeq lists its product as uncharacterized. NCBI's taxonomy places the organism in Eukaryota, Fungi, Ascomycota, Eurotiomycetes, Eurotiales, Aspergillaceae. The record is from RefSeq and is a predicted model, not a curated record. The transcript has 4 exons. Bases 1 to 3861 code for a protein of 1286 amino acids.
AUGCCACCACGCCUCCGCUCCAAGCCUUACGGCCCCAACUCCCCGAACGCUGCUCAGGCCCUGCCUGACCCGGCUCCUCGUCGUCGCCGAGCGACGCGUUCUGCGUCUGCUCAACCGCAGGAAGAACAGCCUGCCCCGCCAGUGCGCGAGCCCAAGGCUCGCAAGACCCGUGGCAAGGCCGCCUCCCGCGGCAAAAAAAAGACGACUCGCCGUACCUCCUCCCCCCCUCCCCCCUCUCCCCCCGAAGACCCCCAGCCGGAAGAGCUGGAGGGUGAUGAGACCACCUCGGGUGUCGUGGCCCAGGCACUCAGUGCAAAGGUGGAGUCCCCCCAAGUCGAACUUGGCGCCAGCCAAGAGCACGACGAACCCCACGGGGUAAAUGUCGACGUGCCCCCCGUCGACCAGAUGCAGGGUGUCCAGGCGCAGGAAUCGCGCAACCUAUCAGAAGGACCCAGCGCUGACGAGUCUGUGGCCGAGCAGAAUCGCCCAGACCUUGACCAGGAACAGCCUGCAAUUCCGUCCGUCGAGAUCCCCGUCACUGUCCUCCCGUCAAUUGAGCCCAGUGACCCUGAGUUGAUGACUCCGGCCGUCGGAGUCCGUGAGUCUCCCGAUUCCUUCUUUUCUCUCCCCGUUCCCCCUGCCUCCUUUUUCCCCGUCCGCUCGUCGUCUGUCGCUUCGGCCGCUUCCUUGCCGAGCGACUCGUCUAGUUCGACGGCCUCCACCCCGGCCACUGAGGACGCUGGCAACCACCGCCAUGGCUGGUUGAUGUCCAAGUUGCGGUCCAUUUACCGCCUGUGCACCAGCAGCAAUGGUGCCCCCGCAGUACCCGCCCCCGCCAUCACUGCUCCCGCAGUUAGAUGGUCCCUGGAAAUCCCCAUGUUGAACCUGGACAUGGGCCAGUCGACAUCCGCCCUGGACGACUUUGAACUGAUUUCUAUCCUUCGCGCAGUGCGGUCCACCGGAACAGCAUCAAGCCGCCGUCACAGCCGCACCGGAGGCUCGCCGUCCUCAUCCUCCGAGCAGUCCCGAGUGCUACGUGCCCAAGGGGCCACGCCAAUCCGCCGGUCUCGCACACCUCACGCCAACAGGUCCAAUUCUCGCCGCAUCGAGAGCCGUGGUAGUCUCGGCCGGACCUUGUAUCGCCUUCCGCAGCUUCUGUCCUUCGGCAGCCAGUCUGAGCUCCAGGAUGACGUUGGAGAAGAGACCAACCGUGUGGACGAGCGUGACUCUUUGAACAUUCCCCCGGAAACUGCAGCUCCCGAGGCAACCCCCCCCUCGACUCCCGAGCGAUGGAGCAGAUGGAUUUUCAACGGUGUCUCGAGACGAUGGACGGUUCUGAGAGGCCGGUUUGCUCAUGAUGAUGACAAUCGUAAUGAAGCUGCCGAGCCAACCGUUCCCACCGUUCCCGAUUCUCCUGCCGAAGCCGUCUCAGCUGCCAAUGCCACGACUUCGCCAACCGCUCGAGCAGUCGUUACCGACCCAUCCAUUGCUUCCAGCGCAUCACCUGCAAAGACUAACACACCGAGAUCUCCACCAGUGGACAGUGGCGCCCACAGAAAGUCGCCUCUGAAUCGCCCCCCACCUCAUUUCAUCCCCCACUCUCGUAUUCCCCCCGAACCUCGUCCACGGCGUCGUAGUGCGUCGUUUGUGGACUCAAGGGAUCUGCUUGGUGUCGGUGCGCCAAGGUCAGCCAAUGAUCCUUAUGCCUACGAGACCCAACGGGAAUUCGUGAAGCGUCGACAAAUUGCUCGGGCGGAACGCGACAGACAGAUUCGAGAGGCGAAAGCCCGUGAAGAAGCAGAAGCCAGGUAUGCCGCCGCCGCCGCCGCCGCCGAGGAAGCCCGCCGGAAGCAAUCUCUUCUUUCUCCUACCCCCGCAAAGACCCUGACCAGUGUUUCCAGAGCAUCACAAGUUACUUCUAACACUGCAACACGGGGUCCUAUUUUCUUCUUUGAAAGACCCAGUCAGACAACGCCUAUCACCGCUUCAAUCAACCCAGCUUCGCGCGGAAGAGCGUCCGAAGCGGCUGCUGUUCAGACCGCAGCAAAAUCGAAUGCCGAGAAUCAAAAUCCACGCAAGCGGAGUCGCGGGUUUGGGCUUGAUGAGGAUGACCUAGCUGUCCACGAGGAAGAUUUCACUUCCGAGGAAUGGGAAGCCCUAAAGGCACAGGUUGAGAAGGCCGAGGAAGAUGCUGCGAAAGCAGCUCAACGAAGUGCCCCCCUACCAAGAAGCGACCAGAAGAAGCGUACUCAGCAAUCAGCCCGCCGUCAGAGCUCUGGGACACCUCGCCAAACCGAGGCUCCCAACCGCACUCCUGGUUAUGUUCCAAACAAACGAGGAACUCUUGCGCUGCCCGAACUGUCCCCCAUCGAUUCGAGCCGAUUGUUCACCGAUCCCGAAUCACCUUCGAAUUCUCAAACUCCUCAGGCCUCAACCCAGCCUGCCUCACAAAAGCGCUUAAAAUCUCGUCGCGGGACCACUACCUCAAAAUCCCGAGGUUCCUCUAAAAAAGGUAUGAUCAUCAACGGCGUCUUCAUUUCUGAGCGUCAACUCCCAAAUUGCGAUGUGGAAAUCCAAAGGGAAUGGAGAAGAAGAUUCCAGGUGCUUGCAAGGCUCCCUAAGCUUCCUACGACUGCUGCUGAGAGGGACGCAAAGCGUAAUAAGCCUUCUCCUUAUGUGGCUUAUCUCCAGUCCUUCAGAGCGAGGCAAGAGGAGCUGAAGCGCAAAGCAGCCAAAGAGGCAGAGGCAAGGGCAGAAGUAGCGAAGAAAGAAGCAGCAAAACAAAAAGAACGGGAAAUUGCAGAAAUCAACAGGCGCUGGGAAGCUCGACGUCGUGCAUCUGGCUAUCCCCCGUCCCGAACUCCUCGGCGGUCUAACACGUCACGGAUGUUCGAGAACACUUUCCUGAGAGCUUCCUCUCCGGCUGCAUCCCCAGCUUUGCCGACCCCGCGGCGCCGCUUGAUCAAGCGAAAGCGAGAACCCGAAACAUCGGACCCCGAAGCUUUGCCUUCUGUAGCGCGGCCUCUAAAGCGCAGCCGAGGAUUUGAAGCUCCAGAUCCGUUUGCCUCUUCUUCGUCACCUUCUGCCUCUCCUGCUUCGCUUCCUCCGCGAUCCCCUUACGACGCAGCUUCGUAUUUUGCAGGCCUGCAGCCUCAGCGGCAUUCGCCCCAAGAGGGCUCAUUUAUGACCACCAUCGCUAACUCUUCCAAUCCCCAAACAGCCGAGGACGAAAAUCUUGAGACCGGCGACGAAACGAACGAUCUCCAAGACCCCUCUCCUCUCAGCCGCGCACGCAACAUGGCCGAGCAGUUCAAGCCAAAGACCCCAAGUCGUCUGCGGGAAUCUGCUCGAAUCCCAAACAGCAACACCUCGACGCCGUCCGCCCUCGGCUUCUCUUCGCCGUCCUUCCUUGGUGUGUCCAUCAAUAAUACUCCCCUCCGCUCCGAUCCGAUGUCCAUAGAUGGCUCAUCGUUUGUCGUAAAUCCAGAUGCGACUCCAGCUGGGACCCAAGCCUGCACCACCCAGUCUGUCUCUACUGAUACCCACAGGGAAGAUAUUGUUCCCCUACAACCCCAAGCAUCCUCAACUGCAGUCGUUGCCAACACCACCGAAAGCGCCGAGCAUAGUCUCGCCGACGAUGUCGCCUGGCUGAAGGAGACAUUACCGAGUGGAAAAUUCGCCGACCUACAGUUCCCGCCACCCAGAAGCCUCGUUGAAGAGUUGAAUAUUCAUCCAGAGGCUGUGGCAAUUGUGGAACAAAAUUGGGAGGAGAAGGGGCCCGAACUCGUGAAAUAUUUCGGGGACCUCUUCGAGGCCUUCCAAGCCGACCCCGAGAAUUUCCCCGUUGAGGACUAUGUAUGA